AUGGCGGUAGAAUCGACAGAGCCGUCGUUUUUAAAGUACGAGGAUCGGAUUCAGGAGGGUGACACCGUCAUCGUCUACGUGACGUACGGACAAAUGGUGCCGAUGGUGGUGAAGCGCGGACAGACCCUCAUGAUGAAGUACGGAGCGCUUCGACACGAAUUUGUCAUUGGCAAGAGGUAUAGAAACGAUUUUGACAAAAAAAUCGGUGGGAAUCGGUCGAAAAUUGAUUGUUCAAUCCAAGCCCAAGAAGCGUGCAAAGUAUGGGUUCGAUCGAGUAGUUGCACCUUUUCCCAGCCCUGGUUUUUUCGCCGAAUCCCCAUCGCUUUCAUUUUCGAAACUCAAUCGGUUGCAGAUGGGGUCAACGUCUGUCGGCCACCGCUGGUUACGUCUACAUCCUGCGUCCCUCGUCGGAUCUGUGGACCCGCUGCCUGCCCCGCCGCACGCAAAUCCUCUACACGGCCGACUGCGCACAGAUCCUCUCGUUGCUCGACUGCCGGCCCGGAUCGGUGAUUUGCGAGUCGGGCACCGGGUCCGGGUCCCUUUCGCACGCGAUCGCACUCGCCGUCGCCCCGAACGGACACCUCUACACGCACGAUAUCGACGAGAGCCGCACGAAGACAAUGCACGACGAGUUCAAGGUUCGUCUAGGGUUCUCUUGGACACCAUCUUCUUUUUUUGCGUUGUUUGGGCCUCGCAAUUGAGCUGAAAUCAGUUGAAAUUCGAAAAAAAAGCAAUUGCAGACGCACGGCCUUUCGGAAGUGACGACGGCGGUGGUGCAGAACGUGUGCACGGACGGCUUCUUCGUGUCGAACUCGUGCGACGGCGUGUUCCUCGACGUGCCGGCGCCCUGGGAAGCGAUUCCCCACGCCGCCCGCGCACUUUCCCGGUCCCGCGGCGGCCGUAUCGUCUCGUUCAGUCCGUGUCUGGAGCAAGUGCAACGGGCGUGUCUCGCCAUGACCGCCGCCGGAUUCGUGUGCAUCGAAACGAUCGAAUUGGUGCCGGAGACGAAGAAGAUUGUCGCGCAGCACACACAGACGCUCGAGCAGUUCGAAGAGCAAGGCGACGCGUACCCGAAGGAGACCGCCCGGAAACGGAACUGCGAGGGGGACGUCCUGCCGGCUGAGUGAGUAACUUGAUUUCUGUGGAAAAAAGUGAAGGCGAAAACCAGAUUUCGAGAUUUGUCUGUUUCAGUCAUUGUCUAAUUACAGAUCGACAACAGAGGUGCCACGUGUCACGACGGCGAUCGUCUAUCCGUACUCGCAACCGACGCACACCGGAUAUCUGACACACGCGACACUUCUUCCGGUUCCGGAAAUUCAAAAUUGA
This is a messenger RNA of Caenorhabditis sp. 36 PRJEB53466, 1326 nucleotides long. Lineage: Eukaryota; Metazoa; Nematoda; Chromadorea; Rhabditida; Rhabditidae. The record is from the annotation of a GenBank genome assembly.